AUGAUAUUUACGAAAAAAGGAGCAAUCCGAUUAAUUUCACCACUUGUGAAAAAUGUUUUUAUAGGGAAACAUAAUAAAUUUAAAUCUAAUUUAUUGACAACUACAAUAAAAUCGGAAUCAAAAAACGAUGUUGAAUUAUUUACUGUUCUUGGGAUUGAAACAUCAUGUGAUGACACAGCAGUGGGUAUAAUUCGAUCGGAUAGAAGUAUUCUCGGUGAGGCAAUUAAGUUACAACAAGAGAUUCAUGAACCAAAAGGUGGGGUGGUGCCAACUCUGGCAAUGGUAUAUCAUCAAACUUUCUUACCGCAAGUGGUGAAAAAUGCGUUGGAUAACGCUCGGUUGGAUGUGGUGCGUGACAUUGAUGUGAUUGCCGUUACAAGAGGUCCUGGAUUAGCACCUUGUUUAAGUGUUGGAUUGAAUGCAGCAAAAACUUUGGCUAUUGUCUUAGGGAAACCGUUAAUUGGCGUUCAUCAUAUGGAAGCUCAUGCGUUGACAGCGCGUCUCACAAAUCCAGAAUUAAAGUUUCCUUUUUUAGUACUACUCAUUUCUGGUGGUCACACUCUAAUCCUACUAGCACAUGGAAUCAACAAAUAUACUCAACUAGCCACAACUCUUGACGACGCAAUCGGCGAAGCGUUUGACAAAACAGCGCGUCUUUUGGGCCUUUCAUGGCUAAAAGGUCGAAAUGGUGGUCCCGGUGCCGCAUUAGAAGAGUUCGCGACCGCAGGUGAUGCAAAUAGAUAUCAGGUCCCAAUUCCAAUGACAAAAGAGAAGCGGACGAAAGAGAAUCCUAAUAUGAGCUUUAGCGGAUUAAAGACUUCUAUUAGCAUUUUGUUGGAAAAGGAAAAUUUGGAUCUGAAAGAUUUGCAAGUCAAGAGGGAUGUUGCUGCUGCUUUUCAAGCGACUGCGAUACGACAUUUAAACGAUAAAUUGAAUUUGGCUUUUGAUUGGUGCAAGGAGCGAGAUCUUGCUUUGAAUGGAUUGGUUGCUAGUGGUGGUGUUGCAAGCAAUAAAGCUAUUCGUACAAGGUGA
Ambispora gerdemannii is the source of this 1032-nucleotide messenger RNA. The record is from the annotation of a GenBank genome assembly. NCBI's taxonomy places the organism in Eukaryota, Fungi, Glomeromycota, Glomeromycetes, Archaeosporales, Ambisporaceae.